Aspergillus mulundensis is the source of this 1311-nucleotide messenger RNA. RefSeq names its product CCDC47 family protein. The transcript has 3 exons. Gene Ontology annotation, biological process: endoplasmic reticulum calcium ion homeostasis. Gene Ontology annotation, molecular function: calcium ion binding. Gene Ontology annotation, cellular component: endoplasmic reticulum. The record is from RefSeq and is a predicted model, not a curated record. Bases 1 to 1311 code for a protein of 436 amino acids. Lineage: Eukaryota; Fungi; Ascomycota; Eurotiomycetes; Eurotiales; Aspergillaceae.
AUGGCGGGAGUUCUCAAGAACGUUUUUGGCGGCGCUGAGCCUUCCAACUCGGCUGGACUAGAAGAUGGUGGUUUCGCCGACUUUGUCGAGGCGCCCGAGCCGUCUCCCGCUCCUAUCAUGAACACCCCAUCGGCACCUUCGCUAGGCCAAAAUGGUGUUGAACCCGUCGUGUAUACGAAAUGGUACCGGGUAUGGGAGCGCACAUCCCCGAAGGACUUCAUGCAAGAGGCGAUGGUAAUGCCAAUUAUCCUGUUGAUCGUCAUCUUCCAUUUCUGGGGUACCCGUAAGAACCGACGGCGUGCGACUGAAUGGGCCGCGGCUCAUGCCUCCGCUCUCCGAGACGAGUUCGCGGUAGUUGGAUUUGAUGGCAUUCAGAAACCCGAAGAGUCCAUUUCUGUGGAAAUCUCGACUCCUCACUCGAUUCUGAAGGAGAAGUCGCCCCAGGAGUUCUCCACCUACGCGACUGGCCGCCAGAACGUCGCUUUUCUUGAUGUUGCGAUCAAGAUGCCCAAGCGCGCCAACCCGGUGACUUACUGGAUGGACCAGGUGUUUGCUUUCUUCUUUGACAGCUGGCCGUCGCCCGAGGAGACCUUCGAGGCUACCGCUUACACUUUUGAUGGUAAGGAGAAGGAUCUUGUUCCGGUUCCAGGCAAGGAUACCUCAGCCCUCAAGGUCAACAACUCGACCUACGACGGCUUCAUCUUCGCAAUUGUUCACAAGAGCCACAUGCGUAAUUUUCGCAACGAUAGAUACGAUGCGUCCAUUACCUUCACCCGGGAUAACGCCAAGCUGCCCCAGUGGGUGACUGUUAUGACCGAGAACGCCGAGAUAACCGAUACCCUCCUCACCCCGGAGCUCAUCCAGGCCGUGGAGCAGGCCGGAAACAACUUCAAGUAUUUGAUUGUCACUGAUCAGCCGGUCGACAAGCCCACCAAGAUCGAAGAAACUGCCCCCCGCAAGCGUGUCCAGCUCGUCGGAUCUCUUUCCUCUUCUUCCUCGGGAUAUGCCUCUACCUUGCCGCUAUUUACCCAAUUCCUGCGGUUCCCUGACCGUCUUGUUAGCCUUGCUCAUUUCCGCCCUGAGGUGAUGCGCAAGAUCCGGAACGUGCGUGAGGAGGAAAUCAAGAAGCUGCGCCGCUUGGACGAACAGGAGAAGGCGGAAGAGCGUAAGUUGGCGGCCGAGAAGAUCAAGAAGGAAGAGAGAGAGCGGGUACUUCGUGGCAUGAACGCCGAAGAGCAGCGCAAGUACCUUGACCGUGAGCAGCAGAAGGAGCAAAGACGGUCUAUGAAGAGGUACACCAAGCGCGCAUAG